This is a messenger RNA of Lytechinus pictus (painted urchin), 4823 nucleotides long. RefSeq names its product TM2 domain-containing protein 3-like. The record is from RefSeq and is a predicted model, not a curated record. The coding region runs from base 80 to 1036 and encodes 318 amino acids. The transcript has 6 exons. NCBI's taxonomy places the organism in Eukaryota, Metazoa, Echinodermata, Echinoidea, Temnopleuroida, Toxopneustidae.
UUUCUAUUCAUUAUUUGUCUGUUGAAGAUACCGCAUAAAUUUUCCUACAUCAUUUUGAUCUCAAGACAAGAGUUCGGAAAUGGGCUGUAGAAAACUCUUUAUCGUGGUUUUAUUCAUUUUUCCAUUUUGUAUACGGUGUCAGGAUGGAACAACUGUUGGAACAGUUGGACAGACUUCUCCAACACCAGUGCAGACUGUGGCAGCAGUGGUACAGGAGAAUGCUACAAAAACUACCACCACACCUAAAACUGUGACUCACAACACAUCAGAUCCAACGGCUCAAGUGCCAACAUCGAAAUCUUCAAACACAUCUGCAGAAACUACAGGAAAUGACACUUCUAGUCCUACAACUACAACAUCGGCUAGUGAAAAAACCAAUGAGGAACUCCCAACUGAAGAUGCAGUAACGGAUGAAGCCAUGGCAACCACCGGCCUUGAUGAUGAAGAUUCUGUCACUACAACUGCUCAACCAACUACACCACCUGUGCCAACUUACUAUGAGCUCUGUCCGUCUGGUCUGCCUUGUGAGAAGCUAGGUGCACAGUGUCUCAAUUGCAGUAUGGAUACCUCUUGCGUGUAUGGGAGAGAAUAUAAUACGACUUGUUACCCCAAGCAAGGCCUCGACUGUGUGGGUCCUUUACCUGUUAAAAGGACGUACCAAUGUAGAUAUUGUUACCAGACUGAGACGUGGCAGCAAUCCUGUACACCAGCCAAUAACUGCCAUGUUUAUGCUUGCCCUAAGCAAUAUAUUAGAGUCAAUUGCACAGUGGACGAAGAUGUCUUCUGUUUAGGCUCCAGAAAUUUUCAUAGAAGAAAACCCUGCAAUUGGACUUCAGGCUCAAAGUGGUCAACAGCACUCAUAUUAAGUGUCACGCUUGGAGGAUUUGGAGCAGAUAGAUUUUACCUGGGCUAUUGGCAAUCGGGUCUUGGAAAGCUCUUCAGCUUUGGAGGAGCCGGGGUCUGGACGUUAAUUGAUGUGUUGCUCAUCGCGGUUGGCUACAUCACCCCCUCAGAUGGAUCUCACUACAUUUAUUGACCAAUCAGAUGGACUCUUAUAUCCAAAUUGAUUUUGAGUUUGGUCAUCAAUACCUCACGCAUGAUUUCACACAAGGAUGUUUACAAAGAUUGAGCUGAUUGGUUAAACAUGGGAUACAUUUUGAUUGGUGUAAAGGAUACUGAAGGGCCAAUUCAUAUAACACUUUUGUCCAGUUGUCAACUAAUUGCAUAUCUACACUUCACAAAUGAUAACUACGGUGUUGUAAUAAAAACUUUGGUAAAAUUGCUAUCAGUGGCAACUUACACGGUACAGGGCUUCAAGAUCUAGGGCCGGUAUUCAAUUGACAGUAUUGAUCGAGUAAGCCUUUUGCUCAACUUUUUACUUUGCUAAGCAAAAUACUUAAACUCGAAUUCAGAUCACAUCUAAGUAUUUUGCUUUAGCAAGCCAAAUUUAAGCUAAAUACUCACUAAUUACCAUUGAGAUGUCAUAAAGUUUGAGCCAAAUAACGCACUUGUAUUUAUCCAUCCUUGCCCAGUUUGUAUGACUGUGCAUAUGGACGUUUGUAAACUUCACGCAAGGUAGGUGGCUGACUUACAUGUAGAUUUAAGCAAUUAUUUAACCAAAAAAAAUAAAAUUGAAUGUCAGAGAUCGAUAAGUAUUUUACUUGAUAAGCAUAAUACUGAGUAAAAUCCUGGCACAAGUAUCGAAUUGAAUACCAGCCCAAGUAUCCAUGGUAAGUUAGGAUGAAAGUCAGCCUUCCCAAUUGGCCCUUAUCUGCAUAAAACUGAGGUGUGGAAGUUAUAAGUGCAAUUGUGAAAUAUUGUUAUGUAAAUAAUAAUGUAUUUAGAAGUGUAAUAUAUAGACCUUUACUUUGUAACAAUUCCAGAUCAUCUUCAAUACUAAAACACAUUGGAGAAUCUACAUGUAAGUGUGUAUAUUGGAAAUCCAAAUUGAGAAAGUAGUAAAAAGAAAUUCAUUAUGAUUUUUAUUUUUUGUGAUUCCAUCUUGAACAUUAUUUGUAAUCACUUUCUCAGCCUAUAGACUACAAAAAUUUGAAUAAAAAAAUCAAUAUUUGCUCUCUGUUAAUAACUUUGGUAGAAAUGCAUUUAUUUUAACAGAAGGGAUAAAUGCUAUGCUGGUCCAUAGCUCGAUACAGGUUUCCUGAUUUGCAUGUGUAUCCCCUGAACUGUGUAUGUUUAUAUAUUGAUAGCUUUUAAUGUGAGUUUUUAUUUUGUAGUAUUUUCCUUGAUUAGAUGGAAAGGUGGUUAGAGUAUAGUCUGCAGGCACAGACCCUUGUUUUUUUUGUGAAGUGAAUGGUGUAGAGUCUGAAAUAGAAGACUAGAUUUACCUAUGUACCGUGGCUGCUUCUACCAUUUGACACACAGAGGCUCGUAUUCUAAUGAGAGUUUUCAAGUGAGCCAUGGUAUAGAACAAUGGACUACGCAGAUUUUGGUACAUAAUUACACUUAGUUCAUCGCAUACACAAAGAGAAAUCAAGUUACUAAAUGCGCGCUUUUGGCAGGGCGCUUUAGCUUUAUUGAAGUACGAUAAUGCGCUAAAUCUGCCUAGUCCAGAGGGUCGUUUGUUUGAAUCGCACCAUGACCUAGCGUCCUUUGGCAAGGCAUCAAUCCACAAUUUGCCACUCUCCACCCAGGUGUUAAAUGGGUACCCGGUAGGAUACGAAAGCCUAUGUAGUAUGCCUAGCAAUUGAGUCUUGAAACUUUUUUUGGAAUGCUCCCCAGGGAGUGGAGAAGGUGCAUACAUUGUAUGCGGACAUGCAAGGAUCCAAUGAACGGGGUAAUAAUAUAUCUGUAAAGCGCUUAGAAACAUUGUUCCGAUGUGUUAAGCAUUAUAUAAAUGUGUAUUAUUAUUAUAAUGUACCAUGGUACCAUUGAAACCUUAAUACAGGCCAUAGGGUCUGGAGUGUAGUCUCUACUCUAGACAUGAUUUUAUUUGUUAAAGUGUCAAAUUUGGGCCUGUGUUGUAUACUAGGCAACAUAUUUUGAUUAUAAGAAGAGUUAUGGCUCAUUCAGACAGAGUGUAACCAAGCUUAAAGGACAAGUCCAUCCCAACAAAAAGUUGAUUAUAAUAAAUAAAAUGUAAUCAAAAUCGGAUGUAAAAUAAGAAAGUUAUGACAUUUUAAAGUUUCGCUUAAUUUCACAAAACAGUUAUAUGCACAUCCUGGUUGGUAUGCAAAAUGAGACUGAUGACAUCAUCCACUCACUAUUUCUUUUGUAUUUUAUUAUAUGAAAUAUUCUGAUUUUCUCCUCAUUGUCAAGUGAAACAAUGAUUAAUUCCUCCCUGAACAUGUAGAAUCAGUAUUGUUUUAUACUAUAUGGUUCAGUCAAGAUGGUCCUUAUUGUCAAAUCUGUGAAUAAUGAAAUAUUGUAUAAUUCGAACGAUAAAAAACAAAAGAAAUAGUGAGUGAGGGACAUCAUCACCUCUCUAAUUUGCAUGCCACUAAGUUGUGCAUAUCACUGUUUUGUGAAAAAUAAGCGAAACUUUAAAAAGCCAUUAUUUUCGUAUUUCACAUCCGAUUUUGAUGAAAUUUUCAGUGUUAUGCUAUUUUGUUUUUUCUCUUUUUAUUCAAAUCAACAUUUUUCUGGGGUGGACUUGACCUUUAACAAUAGUAUAGUAAAGGUGUUGUGAAUCAGAUGAAAAGUCUGUGGACUCUCAAUCACAUGGUCUGGGGUUCAAUCCUCCUGCUGCAAUUGUGUCCUUUGGUAAGGCAUUUAUCUACUUAUGCAACUCUCGACCCAGGUGUAGUAAAUGGCUAUCUAUUAGGGAGGAAUUCUUAAAGGGUUGGGCACCCGCUCAGGGUAGCUAUGCCAAGGCCAGGGUAAUAGUAUACAAGUGCUUAUUAAGCAUUGUAAAAAUGUUGCAUUUAUUAUUAGUAUUACUCUUUUUGUUGACCGGUUAAAAAAAAAUGUAUACCAAACAACCAAACAGAUCUCUUUUUAAAAGCACAAAGUAAUGUACAUGUAUGAUAUAAAAUAAUUUUGAAUUUUUUAUGUCACAAGUUUGUCUCACCAACCUUGGGCACAUAUUUUUAAAGAUGCACGAGGCAUUGAUCGACUUCAGUUCCUUCAUUUUUUCAUUCUGCCAUUAACAUAAACAUGCAUGUCACCAUGUUUAAAAACUUUAAGAAAAGAAAUGCGGACCUUAUGGUAGUGACAGAAUGAAAAAUGAAGGCAGAAAUUUAGAAAAAAUAAGAUAUCAAGUAGUUCCGCAUUGGAAGAGGAUGAAUAAUGUAUUGGCAACAAUUAAUGUCCAAAGCAUUGGGAAGGUAGAAUGAGUGUAGUAUGGUCCCAUGUACAUGAAAAAGGCCAAUGGCUAGAAGGGCUAUGUUUUUAUAUUUAAUAAUAAACCUGUCGACAGUAAAAGAAGACAAUUUAACUUUUUCAUUGUGUCAGUACUUUAUUUCAAUGUAUUUUAUGUUUGCUUUAUUUCUUAGUACUUUUAAAUAAAAAAUGUGAAAUUUAGAUAUUUCAACUCGACCACUAAAAGCUUUAGUGUAAUCUGUAUGAAGAAUUAAAGAAAAGUGAAAAUGACGUGUACCUAUGACAGAUUUACAAGUGUUUGCAUCAGUUAAUACCAACUCUUGCUUUUCAAAUGCAAACUUUUACUUUUGUAUGUUUGUAAGUUGCUCCAUGUUUUGAAAUGUUGCUCAUCCUAUUUUAUCUUGGACACGUACCAUAAAAGAUAUACUUUAGAUAACUCCAGUCUAUACAAAACUAUAUUCAUACGUUACAAUCAGUUGUGUUACUUUGAAGUCAAAUGAUCUAGAUACAUUGAUGACAUAAUACAUGAUUAACUAGAGGUAAAA